UCUCCACACUGUCUAACAGCAAAGUUUAACAACUAAAACAAAAUUCUUUUUAAAGUUUCGUGAUUUCAAAUUCCAUUUUUUAAUUUUGGAAUUUUAAUUCCAGAUGGGAAAAGGAGGCGGUUGCGUACCGAGCAAGAACAAACGCCGCCUCGCCGUCACCGAAGAUCCACAUAAUGAACCUCGCGACGUUCCGAUCGCAAACGACGACGUCUCCGUUGAUAAUGUGACGGCGACGGAAACAACAAUACCAAUUGCGACGAUCAAUGAGUUGUCCACGUCAUCGGACUUGAGAAUAUUUAUUGUUUUUUAUUCAAUGUACGGUCACGUGGAAGGAUUAGCUAAGAGAAUGAAGAAGGGAGUGGAGGGAGUUGAAGGAGUGAGAUGUGAAUUGUAUCGAGUUGCUGAAACGCUGUCGUUUGAUGUGUUGGAGAGUAUGAAGGCUCCGGCUAAGGAUCCGGAAAUUCCGGAAAUAACUGCGACUGAGUUGGCGGAGGCGGACGGUGUUUUGUUUGGGUUUCCGACUAGGUAUGGUUGUAUGGCUGCUCAGAUGAAGUCUUUUUUUGACUCCACUGGUCAGUUGUGGAAGGAACAGAAACUCGCCGGAAAACCUGCCGGAUUCUUUGUUAGUACCGGAACUCAAGGCGGCGGCCAAGAAACCACCGCAUGGACAGCAAUUACCCAGUUAGCUCACCAUGGAAUGCUAUUUGUUCCCAUUGGUUACACCUUUGGAGCCGGUAUGUUCAAGAUGGAUUCUAUUCGAGGAGGCUCACCUUACGGUGCUGGUGUUUAUGCCGGUGAUGGCUCCAGAGAGGCAACUGAAUUGGAACUGGCACUAGCAGAACAUCAAGGCAAAUAUAUGGCUACCGUAGUGAAGAGACUUGCUCAGGCGGCUUGAGAAUGUUCAUAAUCUUUCGGAACACGCGCACAUUUGUGAAUUUAUAGUUUUCUUCUGUGUCUGAUUAUUCAUUUGUUUGGAUUUGUUUGUAAUUGGUUUUUCUGUUAGAUAUGAGGUUUGUCAAUUUUUUUAUGUGAUAGCUCAGUUUUAGCUGUGUUCAUAUACAUUAUAAGUACUUCGGAUUGUUUUUGUACAUGAUUUGAAUUUGUUCUAGCCUGAUGAAAUAAUGAUUGUGAAUCGACCAA
Molecule: messenger RNA, 1140 nt
Organism: Mercurialis annua (annual mercury)
Lineage: Eukaryota; Viridiplantae; Streptophyta; Magnoliopsida; Malpighiales; Euphorbiaceae
Product: probable NAD(P)H dehydrogenase (quinone) FQR1-like 2
Exons: 2
Coding region: 104-895 (263 amino acids)
Molecular function (GO): FMN binding; NAD(P)H dehydrogenase (quinone) activity
Source: RefSeq, a predicted model, not a curated record